UUCAACCAUGCAUAUCUAUCCAUUCGUUAUUUCGAAUUAACAAACGUAUCAUUUCAUUGGUCCACCACCACCGCCGAGCCAUGACAUGAACCACCCAAACCCACCACCCCAAAACCCUAACCAGGAGGAACCAUCACCACCCAAGUUCGAGUGGGACUUCCACGUCUCCGCCGUCGUCUCAUCUCCGGCCACCGGUCAACACAUCUCCGACACACUAGGCGUCAUUGAAGUCAACUCCUCCGGCACCCUUUUCGCCACCGGUGGCAUCGCUAGAAAGAUCCGAAUCUACAACUUAAACUCACUACCACCAAUCACCACCCAUGCUACCGCAUGCCGAACUUACAUUUGUACCCCAGCAAAGCUCAGCUCCCUCAAAUGGAAACCCGGGUCGGCUGGAAAAACCAUGGGCUCGGCGGACUACGACGGGGUCGUAACAGAGUACGACCUCGAAACCCAGAUGCCCGUCUUCGAGCGCGACGAGCACUCAGGCAGACGGGUAUGGAGUAUGGACUACUCCAACCAUCUGGGUUCCGUCGUUGGAGCAUCAGGCUCUGACGACGGAACCAUGCAAAUGUGGGACCCUCGUCAUGAAAACGGGAAAUGUGUGGCUGCUGUUCAAUUCGGGGGUCCCGUGUGUUGCGUGGAGUUUAGCUCAUUUAAUGGCACAUUAUUAGCCGUUGGAUGUGCUGACACAAGAGCGUAUGUUUAUGAUGUGAGAAAAAUGGUUGAACCGGUUGCCGUUUUUGAUGGGCAUAAAAAAACCGUGAGUUACACACGAUUUUUGGAUGAUCGGACGGUUAUGACGUCGGGUACAGAUGGGUGUUUAAAAAUGUGGGACACAGAGGAUCAGAGCCUGAUUCGCACGUACAAAGGGCACACAAACCAAAGAAGAUUUGUCGGGUUAUCCGUGUGGAGAAAUCAAGGGUUAAUUGGAUGCGGGUCGGAAAGUAACCAAGUGUUUGUGUAUGAUAAGAGAUGGGGUGAACCUAUAUGGGUGCAUGAGUUCGAACCGGAGGGUGGAACCCGGUCUGAACACCGGUUCGUGAGUAGCAUAUGUUGGAGUCAAGUGGGAGAUGAUGAGUGCACUUUGGUGGGUGGUGGUUCUGAUGGAGUUGUAAAGAUUUUUUCCGGGAAAAGAAAGCAAUUAACAUCCGAUGUUUGAUUAUCAACUAACUUAAAGGUGACAAAUUAAUUUGUUUCUACGUUUGUUACUUGUGAGAAUAUUGUUUUGUUACUUCUAUAGAGCAUGUUAUGUUGUUUCUUAGUAGAUAAAUAGUUGUAACUUUUAUAAAAGUUUCAUGAUUUACAUUGACUGUUCAAAAAUGUUAGGAAAUAAGAAUAAGAAUAAUUGUUGUAAGAGCGUCACACUAGAAUUG
Helianthus annuus (common sunflower) is the source of this 1376-nucleotide messenger RNA. Its product is annotated as WD repeat-containing protein RUP2. Gene Ontology annotation, biological process: response to UV-B. The transcript has a single exon. The record is from RefSeq and is a predicted model, not a curated record. Bases 86 to 1162 code for a protein of 358 amino acids. NCBI's taxonomy places the organism in Eukaryota, Viridiplantae, Streptophyta, Magnoliopsida, Asterales, Asteraceae. Gene Ontology annotation, molecular function: protein binding.